GCACGCAGCAUUCCUCCCGUAGCCCUGGCGCAGCGCACAACCGCAGCAAUGUUUUCCUGCAGAGCGGCCUGGCAAAGAUGUGGGCCUUUGGCACGGAAAGCAGCCUACAGGUUACCUAGGGAUGUGGUCCAGAGGCGGCAGAUGUCAUCGGUUCCCGGCGGGUCUGGGGAGAAUAUCGUCUACGCCUUGCUGUGCGGUGGGGCCUUUGUUGGGGCCGUCUCAUACGCAUACAGCACUGUGAAAACAGACCACGCUAGGUUCAAUGACCGUGUUGCCGAAAUCUAUGGCAGACCCAAGUCUGAGUGGGUCCCUAAACCAUGGCCACCCAAGAGUAGGGAUGAGGAUGAAGAGGGAGGUGAGGAAGAAGGUGCCGCCGAGGAAGCCGGUGGAGAGGAGCCUGCUGAGGAGGUCGAGGCUGAAGUUGAGGCUGUAACGGAGGAGGCAGAUUCAUUGACGGAGGCCCAGGCAGAGACUGUAGUUGAGGCUGUUGCCGAGGCGGUUGCCGAGGCCGCUGAGGUGGUUGCCGAGGUGGCCGAGGGCACCGCUGAGGUCGCAGCAGAGGUGGAGGCUGCAGCGGAGGAAGUGGCCAAAGUGGCAGAAGCUGUGGAGGAGGCUGCCCAGGAUUUGGCGGAGCCAGCUCCUGCUGCUGAGGAGACCGCCGCCGUGGAAGCCGAGAGCAAUGUGCUGCUGGCAGCUGCUUCUACUCUAGAGGUACCAAACGUCGCUGAGGUAAACGGGGGGAUGAAACCUGCUGCUGAAGACAUGAAGGCAGUUGAGCCAAUAAAAGAGCCCCUGGCACCUAUUGAAGUUGAGUCGCCACCAGCAGAAUGCCCUGCUUUAGUCAAAGUGACAUCAGUAGUAGAGGCUCCCACACCUGUUGAGACUGCUCCAGUCGAAGAAGCUACUACAGCUAUUGAGGCUGCACCAGUCAAAGAGGCUCCCGCACUUGUUGAGGCUGCACCAGCGGAAGAAGCACCUGCAGUUAUUGAAGCUAUGCCAGUUGAAGAGGCUCCCGCACCUGUUGAGUCUGCGCAAGUUGAAGAGACCCCUGCACCUGUUGAGGCUGCACCAGUCAAUGAAGCUGCUACAGCUGUCGGGGUUUUGCCAGUCGAAGAGGCUCCCGCACUUGUUGAGGCUGUGCCAGCUGAAGAAGCACCUGCAGCUCUUGAAGCUGCGCCAGUUGAAGAGGCUCCCACACCCGUUGAGGCUGCAUCAGUAGAGGAGGCCCCCACACCUGUUGAGGCUGCACCAGUGGAAGAGGCCCCCACACCUGUUGAGGCUGCACCAGUGGAAGAGGCCCCCACACCUGUUGAGGCUGCACCAGUGGAAGAGGCCCUCACACCUGUUGAGGCUGCACCAGUGGAAGAGGCCCCUGCACCUGUUGAGGCUGCUGCACCAGUGGAAGAGGCCCCCACACCUGUUGAGGCUGCUGCACCAGUGGAAGAGGCCCCCACACCUGUUGAGGCUGCGGCACCAGUGGAAGAGGCCCCUGCUCUUGUUGAGGCUGCUGCACCAGCCAAAGAGAUCCCCGCGCCUGUUGAGGCUGCUGCACCAGUCGACGAGAUCCCCACACCUGUUGAGGCCACUGUACCAGUUGGAGAGGUCCUGUCAGUAGUUCAGGAGAUUGAAGUUGCCCCUGUAAUAACAGAAGAGGCUCCAGCCACACCGCUGAAUGUUGAAGAAGCCCUCACAGAAGAAACCCCUUUAACUCCAGAACCUGUUGUUAAACAAGCUGCCCUUUUAGAAGAACUGCCAGUGGAGACACCUGAUGAAGUGACAGCAGUGGCACCUCUUGCUGAAGAGCCAGCCAGCAGCACAGUUUUGGAUGAAGUUAAAGCCAUAGAAGGCACUGUUGUUGAAAUUGCUAGUCUUAAAACAGAAGUGGCAGCACCACCUGCAGUUUUCGAUAAGCCAACUCUAGCUUCUGUGGGGACUGUGGCAGAAGAUCCCAAGAAAGAGUACAUUGUUGUGGUGCUGGACGGAUCGCCCAAAACAGACACAAGGCAUAAGGUGCUGGGAGUUGGGCCGCUGACAGGCAGACUCAUCCCAGCCCCAGAUGAUGAUAAUGAAGUUCCUUCCACUGAGGUAUCAGGGCAGGCGGCGACUACUUAGGAUGCAAAUGCAAUAAUUCCGGCUAAGAGUGAAAACAACUCCUGAAAGAUGACUUUCUACCACGCAGAAGAAGAGGAUGUGCCUUUUAACCAACUCUCUCUCCCUUUUCCU
Lampris incognitus (smalleye Pacific opah) is the source of this 2223-nucleotide messenger RNA. RefSeq names its product mitochondria localized glutamic acid rich protein a (gene mgarpa). Gene Ontology annotation, biological process: anterograde axonal transport. The record is from RefSeq and is a predicted model, not a curated record. The transcript has 8 exons. Bases 49 to 2112 code for a protein of 687 amino acids. Gene Ontology annotation, cellular component: mitochondrion. Lineage: Eukaryota; Metazoa; Chordata; Actinopteri; Lampriformes; Lampridae.